AUGUCUCACUACUCUCAAUCGUCAAGGACACCUCCUCCGAACCCACCUAGAACCCCUCUGGAGCUACCGGUUAUUCCGGAACGUGGUGAAGUCACCAGUCAGACAGUGGGACGCCGAUCAGCACUUGAAAGGGUGGAGCUACCCCAACAGGAACAACAGAGAUCAGGUGGCUUCUCGAGCUCUCUCUUAGCUCGUCUGCAGGAUGUUGAGGUCACCUAUGAACAAGAAGACCUUCGUAACAAACUGAAUGAAGGAAGCUCCGGAAGUAAGAGAGCUCAGAGAUCACCAGAAGAGAACCUCAGCUCAGGGCAGAGAGUUCCUGCGACUCUGCGUAUUGGAUCUCCACCAGGGGCGGCUACAAAAACACCACGAGCUUCUGCGAAUAAAAAGCAGGCUGCUGGCAAGGCGGUAGUGAAGAGGAAAACCCCAGCUAAACCAGCACCUCAGGGGAAGAAGGCACCUAAAGCCAAAGUCAACAGAAGCCCUCUACAAAGCACGAGACUGUCUAAACAAAUGACGACUCGGUCUGCGAAUCAAGCACGCAAGCGGCUUUGUAUAGAAAGGGAGACGACUGAUAAUUUACCUGUUUCUCAGGCUCAAGAUCCACCGGCUAUGGUGCAGGGACUAGGAGGAGAACUGACAGUUCCAAGGAUCCGGGAAAUAAACAAGACACUGUCCCCGGAUAUACUCUUUCUUAUGGAGACCAAGAACCAAGAUGACUUUGUGCUCUCGGAAUUGCGCUUUCUUGGUUAUGAACAUCACUUUACAGUCCCUCCAAUAGGGCUCAGCGGAGGACUGGCGCUGUUUUGGAAAUCAGGCUUCUCACUCGACAUCCUUGAAUCAACUCCUCACUUUAUUGAUGCCAAAUUGAAGGAGCACCGUGCUGCGUUCUGGGAAACAAUCUCCCAUCUUGGUAGAGGCAGAGAUACGGCCUGGCUUCUGUCAGGUGAUUUUAAUGACAUCCUGGAUAACGUAGAGAAGGUGGGAGGACCAGAAAGAUGUGAGGGCUCUUUCAUCCCAUUUCGUGGUUUUGUCUCUGAGAAUGGCCUAUGGGAUGUGAAGCAUAUAGGCAACCCUCUGUCAUGGAGAGGUCAAAGAUGUACCCACUUCAUUAGGGCCCGGCUUGAUCGCUCGUUAGCAAACUGUGCUUGGACAGAUUUAUUCCCGUCGGGCCGCUGUGACUACCUCAGAUUUGAGGGAUCAGACCACCGCCCCUUGGUCACCUAUCUAGAUACCUCCAGGAAGAAACGGAGACGCUUAUUUCGUUACGAUCGGAGCAUAAAGGACCUGCCAGAAGCUAAAGGGAUCAUUGAGGAAGCAUGGAGGAAGGACGUUCUGGAGCAAGUGGAGGAUAAAAUAAAGCGUUGUCGUAAUGAACUGAUUCGAUGGUUCAAAAUCAAGAAGGAGAACAGUGCCAAAGCGAUUGUGGCGCUCCAAACCAGCUUAGAGGAGCACCUUUCCUCAGGGGAACCUUCUCCUGAAAAGAUUAAAGAGAUCUCUCAACAGCUCAGCAAAGCUUAUAAGGAGGAAGAGCAGUUCUGGCGACAAAGAAGUCGAGCUGAAAUUGGUGGAGUGUUUGCUGAUUACUACUCAAACCUCUUCACCUCUGCUGGCUCAACUGGAUUAGCGACAGUGGAGGAGGUCAUCUCUUGUUGCAUUUCGCAGGAAACUAAUCAAGCCAUUACUGCCAUCCCGUCUGAUCUUGAGAUCCAUCAUGCAGUUCUUGACAUAAAUGCGGAGAAAGCGCCGGGACCCGGUGGGUUCUCAUCAGGUUUCUACCACUCGUUCUGGAAUGAGAUAGGGGAGGAUAUCUGCCGGGAAGUUAGAGAGUUCUUCUUGUCGGGGAAGAUGGACACUAAAAUCAAUGAGACAAAUAUCUGCCUACUUCCCAAAGUUCCAGGUGCAAAGAGCCCCUCUGAGUUCCGCCCAAUUGCUCUUUGCAAUGUUCGAUACAAGAUCGUUGCAAAGAUACUCACUCUGCGCCUGCAACGGUACCUCGAUCUCAUUGUGCCCAAGCAUCAGUCAGCGUUUGUCCCGGGAAGAUCCAUCACUGAUAAUAUCCUGAUUACUCACGAGACCCUGCACUACUUGAAGAUUUCAGAAGCGACGAAACGGUGUGCCAUGGUAGUAAAGACUGAUAUGAGUAAGGCGUACGAUCGGAUAGAGUGGGAUUUUCUCGAGAGGGUUCUUCUGCAACUGGGCUUUGAUCCAGUGUGGGUGAAUUGGGUGAUGGAGUGUGUCACUACGGUCUCUUACUCGUACCUCAUUAACGGAGCACCUUAUGGUCAGGUCCAACCGUUCCGGGGACUGCGCCAAGGAGACCCUUUAUCUCCGUAUCUGUUCAUCUUAUGCGCGGAGGUACUCACUGGGCUAUGUAUGAAAGAGCAGCAGUUGGGACGGUUCAAGGGCUUGCAAGUCGCACGCAGAUGCCCAUUCAUUAACCACCUUUUGUUUGCUGAUGACACAGUCUUCUUUAGUAACACCAGUGUAAAGAGUUGUACCUCUCUAAUGAGGAUCCUCAAGCAAUAUGAAGAAUGUUCGGGUCAGUGUAUUAACCUGGACAAAUCGACAGUCUCUUUCUCCUCCAAGACGCCUGCAGAGAUAAAGAGCAGAGUACAAGCAGCGAUUGGAAUUGAUAAAGAGGGUGGAAUGGGAAAAUAUCUAGGGCUCCCGGAGACCUUUGGGAGGAAGAAGAAGGAUGUAUUUACGGGUCUGGUGGACAAAAUCCGCCAACGAGCUCAGUCUUGGCCCACUAAAUUUCUUUCAGGAGCAGGAAAGCAUGUCAUGCUUCAAACUGUUCUAUCGGCGGUCCCCAACUACUCCAUGUUAAGCUUCAAGAUUCCAAAGUCUCUGUGUAAGCGCAUCCAAUCGGUACUUACCCGAUUUUGGUGGGAUAGUGCACCUGAUAAGCACAAGAUGGCGUGGGUCUCGUGGGACAGAAUGGCCACACCCAAGUGUGUUGGAGGUUUAGGCUUCAAGGAUUUGGAAACAUUCAAUGACUCCUUGCUAGCUAAAUUGGGAUGGCGUAUCAUGAAUAAUCCAGAAGCUUUGCUCUCACAGGUCUUAAAAGGCAAGUACUUUCCAGAAUGCUCCUUUAUGGAGAGCACACAAAAGCAAGCUGCAUCACAUGGCUGGACAGGAAUAUUGGCAGGCAAGGAAGUCCUCAAAAAAGGGUUAGGCUAUUUGGUGGGGGAUGGAGAAAAUAUUGCUGUCUGGUAUGACCCAUGGCUCUCCACGUCAAAACCCCUAACCCCCAUAGGCCCGCCAACGUUUGAAAACCAACAGCUCAGAGUAAGAGAUCUUCUCCUGCCAGGGACUAACGAGUGGAACUUGCCGAUGGUGCGAUUGCAUUUACCUCAGUAUGAGGAGGUUAUUAGACAACUAAUUCCCAGUGCUCUAAAACCACCAGAUAAGAUCGUCUGGUUAGGAGAAUGCAAAGGAAACUACACAACAAAAACUGGUUAUAAAAUGGCCAAUCUCAUUGAGCAGCACCAAUUGCCAUUUGGUUUUGAAUGGGUUAAGCAUGUCUGGCGGUUGGACGUACCAGGGAAGUUACAACACUUCUUAUGGAGGGCGUUGAAUGAGGCUCUCCCGGUGGCGGAUCUCCUGCUCCGAAGAGGAAUUGAAGUUGCUCCAGAAUGUAAAGUUUGUGGAGAGGUGGAAACGAUUCCUCAUCUGCUAUUCCUCUGUCCCUUUGCGCAAAAGACUUGGGAACUGGCGCCUUUGGUCCUGACAAGAACACAGGCUCAAGCCUUCCCCCCAAGUGAUCUUCGCCAGAUGCUCACUCUUCUACCAAAUGUGAUCAAUCUACCACCUGCAGGCUUCACUUGUUCUCCCCUGUCCCCAUGGAUCGUGUGGAACCUUUGGAUAGCAAGGAACAAGAGACUCUUUGAAAACAAAGUAUACACAGUUGAGGAAACCCUUUCAAAGGCGGUUAGAGAUGCUAAAGAAUGGGAGUUAGCUAAGGAAAAACCUGUAACAAAAGAGCUUCUUUCAAGGAGACAAGAAGAAUCACUUGGAGACUAG
Molecule: messenger RNA, 4026 nt
Organism: Raphanus sativus (radish)
Lineage: Eukaryota; Viridiplantae; Streptophyta; Magnoliopsida; Brassicales; Brassicaceae
Exons: 5
Coding region: 1-4026 (1341 amino acids)
Molecular function (GO): catalytic activity
Source: RefSeq, a predicted model, not a curated record